Molecule: messenger RNA, 1392 nt
Organism: Cydia splendana
Lineage: Eukaryota; Metazoa; Arthropoda; Insecta; Lepidoptera; Tortricidae
Product: neurofilament medium polypeptide-like
Exons: 2
Coding region: 1-1392 (463 amino acids)
Source: RefSeq, a predicted model, not a curated record
AUGCAGCAAUUACAGAAAGAAUUGAAAACAGCCGAUGAAUUGAACAAAAGACUCCUUCAAGAACAGGAAGAGAGUGCAGAGCAAUUUGAGCAAGUUAUUAGAACAAACACAACCCUCAAGGCUCAGCUCGCUAACCAGGACGUUGAGUUCGAAGACAUGCAGGGUCAGCGGGAUGAACUUCAAACUGCCGUUGAUCAGUUCAAGAAUUGUCAGGAGAUACAUGAGCAGGCAUUACAACGCAUCCAGGACUUAGAACAGCAGCUGGAGGAGUCAGAAUCAAAACAUAGUUGCAAGUAUUGUUCCGGCCACUCCGGACAGCCAGAUAAUAAUUUAAGUAUUUUUGCUGAAAUUAAUAGUUUUGAUGUAGAUUUAGUUGAUGAUAGCAUAGGGUUCUCCCCAAUGGUAGAAACAGUAGAUUUAAAAAGUUCUGUGCACAUUGAAGGCAGUAGUGAUAUUAAAGUCGCACUGAAAGGAUCCAAAAAAAUUAAAAAAUAUUUAAAACUUAGUAGAUUCAUAAAGAAAUCUAAACUUUUGCUAAAACGCCAUAAUUCAAUAUUCAAAACAAUACAAUCCAAAUGUAACAGUGUCGCCUUAAGCGAUGAACUUCUAAACUGCCAAUACCAACUAGACCAGGCAGUAGAAGAAUUGAAUAAUCGCUCCGAUGAAUUACAAAAAUUAGAAUUAAAGUUGAAAAACUUAAACAAUAGAGACGAACUGUCAAGUAAAGCGUUACAGGAAUACAUAGCCUUUAUGAAUAAUGUUCUAGAACCGGGGAGAGGCUACACUCUGCGUAUGGACUCGCCGCGGCCACCGACCCGCCCCGCCGCGCCGGACUCGCCCGCGCUGCGCUCCGCGCUGGCCGCGCCGGGCUCGCCCGCGCUGCGCGCGCUGUUCGCGUCGCGCGCCGCCCGCGCGCCCGAGCUGCGCGGCGACGCCGCGCCCGCCGCCAGCCUCGGGGACCCGGCGCCCCCGCCGCCAUCGUCACCGCCGAGCCUCGUCGAGCAGGUUGCAUCGGGGCCGCGCCUCGCUGAGCCGACUCCAUCGCUGCCGUGCCGCGUCGAGCCGGCUCCUUCACCGCCGAGCCUAGUCAAGCUGGCUCUAUCGCUGCUGACCUAUGUCGAGCCUGCGCCGUCCCCGCCUCGCCCUGUCUCGCCAGCGCCAUCAUCGCCUCGCCUCCCCUCGCCGCCGCGCCGCCCGCGCGCGCCCGGGCGCCGCACCGUGCUGUACUCGGACGAGGUGGGCGCCGGCCUCGGCGUGCUGCUGGCGCAGCGCUUGUCGCAGGGCGUCAUCAACGACUGUCACCCGGGGGCCUCUGUCGAUCGUCUGAUCGAAUGUAUUUCUGCGGGCGAGUUUGACCACGACUCGACGCUUGCCCCCAUCGGCAGACUAUAA